Molecule: messenger RNA, 3224 nt
Organism: Alosa sapidissima (American shad)
Lineage: Eukaryota; Metazoa; Chordata; Actinopteri; Clupeiformes; Clupeidae
Gene: prr5a
Product: proline rich 5a (renal)
Exons: 11
Coding region: 1222-2544 (440 amino acids)
Biological process (GO): TORC2 signaling
Cellular component (GO): TORC2 complex
Source: RefSeq, a predicted model, not a curated record
CGAAGUAAAAGAGGGACAACAUAAGGCCAAAACUGAUCCUGAACUCAGACAGAGAUAUUUUUCCUCGAUCUCUACGUUUUGCAGACACAACAACGCGCGUGCACGCUAUCUGUCGCAAACAUUCGCAAAGUCUGGACUUGGGUGGUAGACAGCGUCUGCCUCGUGCAGCAACGGGAGGAGUAGCCUAGACCUUAGACAAGCGUAGUAGACAACCAUACACCUCCUGGAAUGACGUGCAGCGCAUACGCAGCCUGCACAUUAGGUUACAAUGAGAGGGAUCAUCUAACAGUAACGAUUGGGAUUUACCAACAAUUGUUUUCCUUAAGUUAUAGUUAUUGACUAGUCCUUAUUGAUGACAACGUCCAGCUUCGAAGCGUGUUCAGCACAUGACGUCCUUGUCAUUUGCCAAGGCGUAUGACGCCCCAUUGAUCUUAAAGGAAAGAGGAAACCUGACCAACCUAAAUGAUCAAGAAAGACACAAUAUCAAUACAAUUAUAGCUCAUCACUAGUUCUUAGGCUGAAUGGUGAACUUGCUUCUAUUUUUUGCUAGGUAGUCUUCUUGCUAAGGUAGUCUAUAGCUAAGUGAACCAGACAGUUCAGUUUGUGGGGGAGAGACAGUUGUGUGUUCGUCUGUGUACCAUACGCGCAAAACGAGCUAUAACCAGCAUUUAAUGCAUCUAAUUUUGGUUACGAGGGCUCUUUUAUAGAAACGUCAUUAGUUGCACGUAGAUUUAAACACACUCAGAAGUGCACAGUAGCUACAUUUCUAUGUGAAAAGGUAGGCUAUAUGAGUGUGAUGCAACUCUUUGUUACAUGGUAUCUCUUUGUUUAACGCGUGGUGUUGGUAGAUGGCGCUGAAGCUGCUCACACAAGUUCGAAUAGCCUAUAAGACUAUAGAUUUAUAUUGCAAUUCAUUUUUUGAAUUGGCCACCAUGGAUGAUGAUGUUUAAGUUAAACAACUGUCACAACAGAUGUCUCACUUUGUCAUAUGUCCUAGAUUAUUAUUGUGUUGUUAUUACACAUACGACAGAAUGAACAUUAAUAAUGUAACUUCCCAGUUCUGAAAUUUCUGUUAAGCAAAGCAAUUGAUUAUGGUGUAAACGUAGGGUUGAUUAAUACAGGCUACCAGUGAGUAAUGAGAUAACCCAUGGGUUAGUCUUGUCUGCUCUCACACAUGAUCUACAAAGCUGUUGCAGCCCUGUGUCUAGUCAGUGGUGAAAGAUGCUGGAUGGACUACAUGGGGGCCAGUCUUGUGUACCCUCCUCCAGGCCAGUGUCAAUCAGUGUCAGCAGCCUCUCUUUGUUACCACAUUGCUUUUACAUGGAUGGGAGCAAUCAUCCGAUCCGGAGGACUCUCUACCGGCUGAAGCUAGUGAGUUCUCCUAACCUCACUCAGUUGGGGAAGAGUGACAAAGCCUCCUUGGAGGACAGGGGAAAUGGUCCUAAUGCUGUCUGGAACAGCAUCCACAAUGCAGUCAUUGGCGUGUUCCAGAGAAAGGGCUUGGCCGACAAUGAACUGUAUGCCCUAAAUGAGGGUGUAAGACAGCUGUUGAAAACAGAGUUGGGCUCCUUUUUUACUGAGUAUCUUCAGAAGCAGUUACUGACAAAAGGAAUGGUCAUUUUACGUGACAAAAUCCGCUUCUAUGAAGGUCAGAAAUUAUUGGACUCGUUAGCUGAGACAUGGGACUUCUUCUUUGGCGAUGUCCUCUCCAUGUUGCAAGCCAUAUUCCACCCAGUUCAGGGGAAGGAGCCCUCUGUGAGACAGCUGGCACUAUUGCAUUUCCGGAACACCAUCACCCUCAACAUGAAACUGGAGGAGGCCUUGUGUCGACCCCGCGCACGCAUCCCUCCCUCCAUCGUCCAGAUGCUCCUCAUACUGCAGGGAGUCCAUGAGUCCCGAGGCGUGAGUGAGGAGUACAUCAGACUGGAGGCGCUCAUCCAGAGGGUGGUGUCUCCCUACCUGGGAACUCAGGGACUGCGCUCUCACGAAAACCCACUCUCAGAAUGCUCUUACACACUAGACAAGCAUUUGCACUGGGCUUGGUCAAAGCCAGGUGACGCACACACCAACCCCGUUGUGCGAUCUAAGAGCUACAACAUUCCGAUGCUGACGCCAGUGGCGGAGUACGACUCAGAGGUCGGCUCUCUGGGCAGCGUGGGCAUUCGCCGUCACUCCGCCUGCGAGGUCUCGGCCUGCUUGGAACAGCCAGGCUACCCCAUGCUUGGCACUACUGUGGACACUGGCUCAACCCCCAGACUCUGCCUCGAACAUGACCUCCCUUUGCGAGGGGCCUCGGUCCAGCCCGGCCUGCUCUCGUCCGCCAUCUUUCCUCCACAUUGUGCAGGGACCCUGCACCCGCCCGGCGGUCAGCCCUGUCACCCCGAGCUGGCCAAAGCCCACUCGUCCCCCGCCAGCUGCUCCUCCAGCCCAGAGACCACCAUCGUCCAAGGUCUCGACUCCCUGGACUCCGAUCAGGAAGGGAUCUUCAUUGACUUCUCUCACUGCCGCUCAGAGUCAUAUGGUACCACGCGUCAGACUAGCUAACCCACCAGAAACCAAUUAUCUCCUCGCACCAUUUACCUACAUCCACCCAACAAAGGAUGUUAAUACUUCUGUUCUCUAUCAUGAGGAUUAAGAUCACUAAACAUUCCUUAUUUUAGAUCAUUUUGUCAUCUUAGUUUGUCAUGUCGCCUUGAGGAUAAGGGCAGGGUUGUAAGUUUUUAUAUAAUUUCCCAAGAUUGACAGAAAAUGUGUGUCUUCGUUAUUCAAAGAAAUCCACGUCUUCUCUACAUCUUCAAACUUCCAUGUUUUCUUGUUUUGAUUCGUUUUGAGGAUAUUACUUGAUGAGUAGAUUUAAAUGACGCUUUGUUCAGAUUUCCAUGAAGUCAAAACCAUGUAAAAUAUAUUGGCCUUUGCUUUUUUAUUAAUGAUGUUUGAAACUUACAUGAAUUUUACACAAUGAAAACUUUAAAAAGAAUCACUUUUCACUAUUGUCAAAUUAUUUCUUAAAUUAAGUUGGCCACUUUAAUAUGUUUUGAUAGUUAUUUCUAUGCAAAAUAGAGUAGCUUGCAUUUUUGUUGGGUAGAAAUGAAUAUGGGAGUUAUCUUUUCUUAACUUGAGUAGUGAAGCAAAUUUAAGAAAUACAUCAAGGUAAACCUCUACUUGAUUGUCACAAGUUUAUUACAAGAUCAUCACAAUUGUAUUAAAGAACACCGAUAUAAGUA